AUGGCCAUUGCAAAUGUUAUCCAAGCUUUCCAGCAAAGGGUCUUUGACCACGCAUUACAGUCGACUGUUACAGCCAUCUUCCUAAUACCUCUUGUCUACGUCAUUGCCAAUGAGUUCAUUCGCUCCAAAGCUCGAAUCGCCAAGUUAGACGGACCUCGGGGGCUACCCCUAAUCGGAAACCUCUUGGACAUCCGAGUUAAUGCUGCAGAGCAGUAUCGCAGCUGGGCCAAGCGAUUUGGAUCGGUAUACCAGAUACAGCUUGGUAAUGUUCCUGUCGUUGUUGUCAACUCUGCCUCCGCUGCGAGGACACUGUUCGGACAAAAUGCCCAGGCUCUCAGUUCUCGGCCAGAGUUCUACACUUUCCACAAGGUUCUCUCAGAUACCGCUGGAACCACCAUCGGUACCUCUCCCUACAGCGACUCCCUUAAACGCCGCCGUAAGGGCGCUGCUUCAGCUUUGAAUCGACCGUCUGUGGCAACCUACGUCCCUCACCUUGACGUGGAAACCAAAGACUUCAUCAAGGAACUCUAUGAGUACGGAAAAGGCGGAGAGACUCCCGUCGACCCCAUGCCCAUGAUUCAGCGUCUAUCUCUCUCACUUGCCUUGACUCUUAACUGGGGAGUUCGUAUGAGCAGCCAGAAGGAUGGCCUCUUCAAGGAAAUCACCCACGUGGAAGAGGAGAUUAGCCGCUUCCGAUCGACGACCGGAAACCUUCAGGAUUACGUGCCUAUUCUCCGUUUGAAUCCCAUAAACACGCAUUCGGCCAAGGCCCGCGAUAUGCGAAACAGACGUGACGUUUACUUGACUGCUCUAAACAGAGGCCUCGACGAGCGCAUGGCCAACGGAACACACAAGCCCUGCAUUCAGGCCAAUGUCAUUAUGGACCAGGAUGCGAAGCUUAACAAGGCGGAGCUGACAUCGAUCAGCCUGACAAUGCUUUCUGGAGGCCUUGACACAAUUACAACGCAAGUCGCAUGGUUUGUGGCGUUGCUUGCCCAACGACCCGACAUCCAGGAUAAAGCUGUUGCAGCUAUCCGGGAGUUUUACAGCGAAAAGCAACCCAUGUGUGACUCAGAAGAUGACCAGCAAUGCCGCUACAUCGUGGCAUUGGUGCGGGAGUCGCUCAGAUACUACACUGUUCUGCGUCUGGCCCUUCCCCGAGCGUCGGUCCGCGAUGUUCCUUUCGGCGAGGUCAUGAUUCCCAAGGGAUCUGUCAUAUUCCUGAAUGCGUGGGCGUGCAACAUGGAUCCCGAAGUCUGGACUGAUCCCGAGGUAUUCCGCCCCGAGAGAUGGCUGGAACAGCCUGACGCGCCGCUCUUUACAUACGGGGUUGGCUACCGCAUGUGCGCGGGCUCGCUUCUUGCCAAUAGAGAGUUGUAUCUUGUCUACAUGAGAUUGAUUAACAGCUUCAAAAUCGAGAAGCAUGAUGACGUUGACCAUCAUCCAGUCUCUGGCAACGCUGACCCCACGAGCUUAGUGGCCAUGCCGAGACCUUACAGGGCGAGGUUUGUACCUCGAAAUGCGGAGACAUUGAGCAGUGUUCUUCAGGAGUUUGAAGAGAAGGCAUAG
Colletotrichum truncatum is the source of this 1569-nucleotide messenger RNA. RefSeq names its product cytochrome p450 phenylacetate. Gene Ontology annotation, molecular function: heme binding; monooxygenase activity; oxidoreductase activity, acting on paired donors, with incorporation or reduction of molecular oxygen. The record is from RefSeq and is a predicted model, not a curated record. Lineage: Eukaryota; Fungi; Ascomycota; Sordariomycetes; Glomerellales; Glomerellaceae.